UAUAUACAAAAGAUUUAUUUUUGACUUUUUAAAUGUCAUAAAAUUGGGUAACUGAACUCAUAAAACAAUAUUUUUCCUUCUUCCUUUUCCCUAAAACAGUAAUUUAAUGGAAUAUCUCCAUUUCGAAUUCUGUAAUAUUAGGCAAACGCUGAGUAUUCUGGCUUAGCAAUUAUAUAGUUUCUUUAUGUUUAAAAGGAAUAUCGUAUAGCUUGUAAUGUGGGAAAGAGAUAGUCGGGAUUUCGGAAUCUAUAGCACCUUCCCUUUUUUCUCACUGAAGGCUACAGCUAUAACAGAAGAAAACAUGACCUUUGAACUCAAUACCGCUAGUCUAGUAUCUUUUUAGCAAGUAUUAGUCCCGAAAGGAUGAAGCUAUUUAAUUAUUAUUUUAUUGAAGGUUACUUAUGUGCGAGAAAGAAAAAUUGGGGCAGUUUCCUAAAGCAACGUUUUUUUAAAGUACCUACAUGCUUAUGCAUUCAUAACAAGGCGAGGUGAGAAACUGUAGUGAAUGGAACAAGUGCUUAUGGAAAUUAUACACCUUGCUUAGCGAAAUGUAAACAAAUCAAACAACUUAAUGUUGCGUAAUAGCCAGUCUAUUGUGUCAGCAUAUCUUAUAUUAAAGAUAUAGGUAUUCAUUUCUACAAAGUCAUUGAAGACGGUUUCAUAAAAUAACUCGCGGAUAUCAAAAGUAGCUUAUUCUACACCAGGUGCGAUGUGGGUAACUACAUAAGUAUGUCAGCUGCCGCGGAGACGCUGCCGGCGCCGAAUGCCCGAACGCACGCGCCUCCGGCCACAGCGGCCGCGCCGCAGCCGCCCAGUGCUCGCCGGACAAACGGCAAGCACAUCGUGCACUGGUUCCGAAAGGGCCUGCGCCUUCAUGAUAACCCAGCGUUAAGAGAGGGCUUGCUGGACGCAGCCACCUUCAGAUGUGUAUUCAUUAUUGAUCCUUGGUUCGCUAGCUCUUCUAAUGUUGGCAUCAACAAGUGGAGGUUUCUACUGCAGUGUCUGGAAGACUUGGACAGUAGCUUAAGGAAACUUAACUCUCGGCUGUUCGUGGUUCGAGGGCAACCAGCGGACGCUUUACCCAAAUUGUUUCGAGAAUGGGGAACCACGGCUUUGACCUUCGAAGAGGAUCCCGAGCCUUACGGCAGAGUGCGGGACCACAAUAUUAUGUCCAAAUGUCGCGAAGUUGGCAUUACCGUCACGUCUCGCGUAUCUCACACUCUAUACAAGUUAGACCAAAUUAUAGAACGGAAUGGUGGCAAAGCGCCUCUUACGUACCACCAGUUCCAAGCAUUGAUCGCAAGCAUGCCUCCCCCUCCGCCGGCGGAGGCGCCCAUAUCAGCACAAAUGCUAAACGGAGCCACCACGCCAUUGAACGAUGACCAUGAUGAUCGAUUUGGCGUUCCCACUCUUGAAGAACUCGGAUUCGAGACUGAAGGUUUAAAACCACCUGUUUGGAUCGGAGGAGAAAGUGAAGCCCUUGCGAGGUUAGAAAGACACCUCGAAAGAAAAGCAUGGGUUGCUUCAUUCGGGAGACCCAAAAUGACGCCGCAGUCGCUGUUGGCAAGUCAGACAGGUUUAUCACCGUACUUAAGGUUUGGCUGUUUGUCAACUAGAUUAUUCUAUUAUCAGUUGACGGAGUUGUACAAAAGAGUUAAAAGAGUAAGACCACCGCUAUCUCUUCAUGGACAAAUACUAUGGAGGGAGUUUUUCUAUUGUGCCGCCACACGUAAUCCUAACUUUGAUCGAAUGGAAGGAAAUCCUAUCUGUGUCCAAAUACCUUGGGAAAAAAAUCAAGAAGCUUUAGCGAAAUGGGCUAGUGGUCAAACUGGUUUCCCAUGGAUAGAUGCGAUAAUGAUUCAAUUAAGAGAAGAAGGGUGGAUUCAUCAUUUAGCGAGGCAUGCCGUGGCUUGCUUCCUAACGAGAGGCGACUUAUGGAUCUCGUGGGAAGAAGGAAUGAAGGUGUUCGACGAACUGCUUCUUGACGCCGACUGGUCCGUCAAUGCGGGCAUGUGGAUGUGGCUAUCGUGCUCAUCAUUCUUCCAACAAUUUUUCCACUGCUAUUGUCCAGUCCGUUUCGGCAGAAAAACUGAUCCUAACGGUGAUUUUAUCAGAAGAUACAUUCCGGCGCUGAAGAAUAUGCCGACUAGGUACAUCCACGAGCCGUGGGUGGCACCCGAAGCGGUGCAGCAGUCGGCGCGUUGCAUCAUCGGCCGCGACUACCCGAUGCCUAUGGUGGACCACUCGAAAGCGUCACAGGUCAACAUCGAACGUAUCAAACAAGUAUACGCCCAGCUCGCAAAAUACAAACCCCAAGGCACUCUGAAUCCCAACGCUGUACAACGCCCCAAUGUCAUGCAAUCAUCACCAAGCCCGAACUCAAUUAUAACCAGCAUCAACCAGUCGAACUACUUGUGCAGCCAAACACCAGAUCCACAGCCUUCACCACAAAUUAUACCUUACAAGGACAAUGAUGUUGUGUUCCAAAAGCCAAUGAACCACCGCUCUAUGAAACCUUCAUUUAAACAAGUUGUUAUCGUACAAAAGAAACAAAAUACUAACGUCAUACAAACAGUGUCCAAUUGCACGCCACAGUCGAAAGAAAACUAUGCCGUCAACGGACAAAUGGAUAACUCGUACAAAACGCCAAUAAAUGAAAGCUUACAAACAGCGAAACAAGAAAAAUAUGACUUUAAAAACUUAGUUAUAAAUAACUAUGUUCAAGACUACUCAAAUAACCAAGAAAUUUUCCAGAAUGAGCAACAAAACAGGGACAAUAUAUAUGAACAAGAAACAUUAAAAAUUAAUAACUUCAGUUAUGAGAAACAGAAAUUCUAUUUGUCUAAUUAUACAGAGAAUGGGCUGCGUAUAGCAGCCGUGCACAAUGACACACCCGCACCUUUCGUCGCAGCACUUAAUCACGACUCCACUAUGACUUUCAACAGAGAGAACAAGUCAGACACUGGAAAAGACAAGGCUAAUGAAAGCACUUGCUUACAUCCAAUGUCAAUUAACAACGAUGGAACCAUUACAAAUGAAAGUCGACAGAAUAAUCCGUCUAACGAAUGUGGAUACAAUUCUUCUAAUGAAAAUCAAAAAUGAAUAAAUUAAACAAUAGAUUAAAUUAGUCAUAAUCUAUUCAGUCUGUAGAAAAAAUGACAUUGAUAUAAUUCGAAAUCAAUAUUUUCUUUUUUGAAGGUAUUUUGUAACUGCCAUUUUAUCUAUGAGACUAAAGAAACUUGUGUUGUUGUAUAAUAUUUUGCCUGAAAGUACAGUAAAGCUGGUUACUUAUUUUACAAGUAUAAUUUUUGAGACAGUUCAUAUAUAACAGUGGAUCAACUCUUAUAAGAUUCGUUUUCCUUUAUUAACUUACAGUAAUGUGUGUGUUAUGAAUAUACUCGUACAUGUUACUCAAUAACUUUUUCAUAAUUAGCAGAAUUCGUAUUAAUUUUGCGUGCACUUGGAGAGGCCUAUGUCCAGCAGUGGACUGCGAUAGGCUGAUGAUGAUGAUGAUGAUGUAUUAAUUUUGUUGUGUGCCAGAGCUUCAUGUUGUGAUUGAGCUUGAUGUUGUGACCUGAAGUCAAUGUUUGAAAACUAUACCUACACCAUUUUAUGAAUUUACGCUUUUCCAAUCGUUGACCUAACAAUCCAGAUUAACUUUUGCAACCAAACCUUCGGCUUCCAGCUUCCACUAUAUAUCUCUAUGCAAAAUUAAGAGUUGGUUCACUAUUGUAUUAGUCAACAUUACACUCUGGAAAGUAUAAAGUAAUGCGAGAUUCACAUUGAAACCAAGUAAUCCAGCCAGGCAGAUCUCUAUUAUUAAGUUGAAUUAUUAUAAUUUUAUGAUUAAAUUGAUUGAUAGCUAAAAUAAAUGUUUCUAUACAGAAUUAAACUAAAA
Helicoverpa zea (corn earworm) is the source of this 3898-nucleotide messenger RNA. It is a transcript of the gene cry2, whose product is annotated as cryptochrome-1-like. NCBI's taxonomy places the organism in Eukaryota, Metazoa, Arthropoda, Insecta, Lepidoptera, Noctuidae. Gene Ontology annotation, molecular function: FAD binding; DNA binding. Bases 730 to 3102 code for a protein of 790 amino acids. Gene Ontology annotation, cellular component: nucleus; cytoplasm. The record is from RefSeq and is a predicted model, not a curated record. Gene Ontology annotation, biological process: negative regulation of DNA-templated transcription; circadian regulation of gene expression; entrainment of circadian clock by photoperiod. The transcript is spliced from 10 exons.